This is a messenger RNA of Colletotrichum higginsianum IMI 349063, 1365 nucleotides long. RefSeq names its product Integral membrane protein. The record is from RefSeq and is a predicted model, not a curated record. Bases 1 to 1365 code for a protein of 454 amino acids. The transcript is spliced from 3 exons. NCBI's taxonomy places the organism in Eukaryota, Fungi, Ascomycota, Sordariomycetes, Glomerellales, Glomerellaceae.
AUGCCGCCCCCCGGCCUCAACGCCGGCACCGGCAUCGGGGCAGCUCCACUCCUCGUCCUCCGCUCCGUCACCUCUGACCCCGCCGCUGAUGCUGCCGCCGCCACGACCGGCGGCAAAAACACCGCAAUCCCGCCGUGGCUCGGCCUCCUCCCGCGACCCCAGGAUCCGAACGAGCGGAACAGCAUCUCCGUCGUGCCCGUCGCCGUGCUCUCCGCUGUCGUCGCCGCCGCCUUCGUCUGCAUGCGCCUCUACACCCGCGUCCGCAUCCUGCGCUCCGUGAAGUGGGAAGACUGGAUCAUCCUCGCGUCCCUCAUGUUCGCCAUCUGCACGAGCGCCGGCAUGAUCACACAACUCAACUUCGGCCUCGGCGAACACCUUUACUACGCCUGGCCCUCCUUCUCCUCCUACAUCCAGACGGGCAUCUUCACAAACAUCUUCUACUCCGUCAGCAUCACCCUGACAAAGAUCUCCAUCCUACUCCUCUACAUCCGCGUCCUCACCUACGACCUCGCCCGCCUGCUCGCCAAGAUCCUGCUUGCCGUCGUCAUCGUCUCCCACGCCUGGAUCAUCGUUAGCAUCCUCACGACCUGCGUUCCCCUCCAGGCCAGCUGGCGCUGGGACCCCAUCGACCCGCCGGUGUAUUGCCACCCGCCCCCCGUCUUCUGGGGCAACGUGUGCCUGCACCUGGCCACCGACUUUCUCAUCUUCCUCCUGCCGCUGCCCAUCAUCUCCUCCAUGCGCCUCCCGCGCCGGCAGAAGACGGGGCUGUAUUUUGUCUUCUGCCUCGCGUUUCUAGACCAGACCCCCGAGCAGGUCAUGGACGUGACCUGGUCCGCCGUCAGCAUCGCCAACCUCACCUGCGUCGAGGUCCACGCCGCCAUCGUCACUGCUUGUCUCCCGACCCUGAAGCCCCUGCUCUGCCGCCUCUGCCCCUGGUUCUUCAUCUCCCCCGCAAGCGGUCGCAAAGGCUCCUCGUCUUCCUCCUCGUCCUCUACCACCCAUGCCGCCGCACGAGGCGACUGGGAAAAGAACUUCUCCAACGGUGAGGCUGAGGCGCACUACCAACGGCCCCCCAGCAUCGGGACGAAACGCAGCCGCCCGCGGGUCCAGCGCGACACCUUUGCGAGCCUGUUUGACUUCAGGUACACGCUGCCGACGGCGGACGUCGAGAGCCGCCGGGACGGGGAGUUCCACUUGGCUGAGGCCAACACCGGCGCGCCGGUGCAGUGGCCGUCGACGAUGGUGUUCAAGUCGAGGUUGCAGGUGCCACAAGGGGCGAAGACCCGUGGCUCAAUGCCGAGACACGAGCAAAACCAUCAGUUUGUCGGACGGCUGGGCCCUCCGAUUUUCGAGGACCGAGUAUAA